GUUUUAGUCUUAGUUCAUCUUGUUUCGUAUUCGACGUCUCGUCUGCUCGCAGUUUUGAUCAUCAACAUUUGAAGACUUCAGGAUUAUGGUCUGUCCAGCUCUUCUGCUUCAGUCCUUCAUCUGGUUCUCUCUGAUGGCAACAGGUGUGCAGUAUGAGGUUUCUCAUAUCAUCAGCAGUAUGUGUGCAGUUCGGCAGUCGACAGCACUCAUUCCCUGUCGAUAUGAUGUCUAUCAUCGAAUCGGGAACCAGGUGAGCUCCGCCGAGUGGCUCCAUGAGAAAGCAGCGAAGCCAAAGGUCAGGGUCUCUCAGGACCCAGCGUUUGCAGGCCGUGUGGAGUUUAUGACGGACUCUGGAAACUGUUCACUGGUGCUGAGGGAUGUGGGAGUCAGUGAUGCAGGAAUCUUCAGUUUUAUGCUCAUGGAUGAUUCUGGACGCAACUGGACAAACACACAGGGAGUCCAUUUAGAAGUAACAGAUGCGGAGGUGGAGGUACAGACCCAGUCUGAUGUUGUGAUGGAGGGAGACUGGAUUUUCUUUAGCUGCGGUUCAUGCAUCCCCUCCAUGACUGUACCAACCUACACCUGGAGGAAAGACGGACAUCUGCACAGUCAGUACUAUGGGAACAACAUGCUUGAUCUGGAGUCUGUCAGGCUGGAGGACGGCGGACUGUAUUUGUGCAUCAUUAGCGGUCACGAGGAACUCAACUCCACACAUGUUAACAUCACCGUUAGACCUGGAGGUCCUCCAAAGAGCGUCUCAGUGUCUGUCAGUGGAUCUGCUGUAACAGUGUCUGGAGAUUCAGUGACUCUGAGCUGCAGCAGCGACUCAAACCCUCCUGCUGUCAAAUAUAUCUGGUUUAAAGAGACUCAAAGCUCAGCUGUUGGAUCUGGACAGAGUUUUAGUACACUAGAUAGUGGACGCUACUACUGUGAGGCUGAGAAUAAAUACGGCUCUCAGAGAUCUGAGUCUGUUUCAGUCACUGAUAAAGGUGAAGAAAGCAGCUCAUCUUGGAUCAUGGUGACAGCAGGAAUUGCUGCAGCUGCUUUUGUGACAUCUGUGAUCCUGAUAGUUUUAAUUCGGCUGUUGAUCAGAAGGAAGCGAGUGACUCCAUCAGAAGAGAAAAAACACAGAGAACGCUGUAAAACGGUGGAGUCUCCUGAAGACCCCUACAUGAGCCUUGACCCCAAAUCCAGAUGCUCAGAAUAUGACACACUGGACAAUAUAAAGAGAUCCUGUGAAAACACGGACAGCCCUGAAGAUGAGGAUUCUGCAUAUUAUAAUAUUAAGGAAUGAUUUAUUCAUGUUUUAUAUGUACUUACAUUCUCAGUCAAAUUCAUUGUAACAUUACUAAGAUUUCAACACUCUUACAGAAUUAAUUAUUUGAUCCACAAGCUAUGCUAACUCUGUACAGUUUUUUUCAUAUAACAUAGCGAACUCCUGGUGCAAAGAAUCAACAGAAAAACUAAUAUCACAAUCUUUAGUGAUGAGCAAAAACAGCUUAAUGAAAUACUCUAGAGAAACAGCACUUGUCCAUUAUGAUUACAAUGUGUGUGCGUGUUUGUAUGUGUGUUCUGCAAUUUACACCCCAUGUCCACAAGACAUAAGACUUUCAGGAGAGCUUUGUUUACAGAAGUCUGAAACAAGUCAUAAAUUAUUCAAAAUAAAAGGAGUUAUUUGUAUGGGC
Messenger RNA from Danio aesculapii, 1685 nucleotides. RefSeq names its product sialoadhesin. Lineage: Eukaryota; Metazoa; Chordata; Actinopteri; Cypriniformes; Danionidae. The transcript is spliced from 9 exons. The record is from RefSeq and is a predicted model, not a curated record. Bases 86 to 1294 code for a protein of 402 amino acids.